This is a messenger RNA of Salmo salar (Atlantic salmon), 2375 nucleotides long. NCBI's taxonomy places the organism in Eukaryota, Metazoa, Chordata, Actinopteri, Salmoniformes, Salmonidae. The record is from RefSeq and is a predicted model, not a curated record.
GUUGUUCUGUCACGUCACGUCUUGCCUGGCUGUUGGAAGCUUAGAAGAUGGCUGUGAACAAAUGUAUCAAGUACCUACUCUUUGUUUUCAACCUACUGUUCUGGAUGAGUGGAUGCAUCAUCCUUGGGGUCUCCGUCUACCUCAAAGUGAACCCUGUGUUCGGAGGGUUGUUACCGGGGCUGAACCUGCUGAUAUCCGUCGGUACCAUCAUCACGGUGCUUGGCUUCCUGGGCUGCUUUGGAGCCGUCAGGGAAAGUCGCGUCUUGCUCAUGCUCUUCUUCGUCGGGCUGCUCCUCAUCUUCAUCCUCCUGAUGAUCGUUGGAAUCCUGGGAGCUGUCGGAUUGAAGAAGUUUGAGGAAUGGUUGACGGAGCAGCUGCUACCGCUGAGCAACCAGUCGUCUUUGUUCCAGACGUUCAUGCAGAAACUGGAAGAGCAGGCAAAGUGUUGUGGACUGAUCCAUGGACCUUCAGACUGGGGCUCAACAGUCCCCGUCUCUUGUGACUGCCAUGACACCAGUCAGGAGUGCAAACUCGCAGAUGGACGACGCAAAGUGUACUUGAGACCUUGUAUCAAGUUGGUGACGUCAGUCAUGGCGAAGGGUACAUUCAUCACCCUGGGGAUUGCAUUUGGCAUCGCAGGCUUGAUGAUCUUUGGAAUGGCCUUCGCCAUGACCCUGUUUUGCCAGAUUGGGGAGACGUAUACCACCUUAACAUAGGUAAAACUGCACUAUACCAUACCACCUUAACCUAGGUACAUCUACACUAUACCAUACCACCUUAACCUAGGUACAUCUACACUAUACCACCUUAACCUAGGUACAUCUACACUAUACCACCUUAACCUAGGUACAUCUACACUAUACUAUACCACCUUAACCUAGGUACAUCUACACUAUACUAUACCACCUUAACCUAGGUACAUCUACACUAUACUAUACCACCUUAACCUAGGUACAUCUACACUAUACCACCUUAACCUAGGUACAUCUACACUAUACCACCUUAACCUAGGUACAUCUACACUAUACUAUACCACCUUAACCUAGGUACAUCUACACUAUACCACCUUAACCUAGGUACAUCUACACUAUACCACCUUAACCUAGGUACAGCUACACUAUACUAUACCACCUUAACCUAGGUACAUCUACACUAUACUAUACCACCUUAACCUAGGUACAUCUACACUAUACCACCUUAACCUAGGUACAUCUACACUAUACUAUACCACCUUAACCUAGGUACAUCUACACUAUACCAUACCACCUUAACCUAGGUACAUCUACACUAUACCACCUUAACCUAGGUACAGCUACACUAUACCACCUUAACCUAGGUACAUCUACACUAUACCACCUUAACCUAGGUACAUCUACACUAUACCAUACCACCUUAACCUAGGUACAUCUACACUAUACCACCUUAACCUAGGUACAUCUACACUAUACCACCUUAACCUAGGUACAUCUACACUAUACCACCUUAACCUAGGUACAUCUACACUAUACCACCUUAACCUAGGUACAGCUACACUAUGCUAUACCACCUUAACCUAGGUACAGCUACACUAUACUAUACCACCUUAACCUAGGUACAUCUACACUAUACCACCUUAACCUAGGUACAUCUACACUAUACCACCUUAACCUAGGUACAUCUACACUAUACCACCUUAACCUAGGUACAGCUACACUAUACUAUACCACCUUAACCUAGGUAAUCUACACUAUACCACCUUAACCUAGGUACAGCUACACUAUACUAUACCACCUUAACCUAGGUACAUCUACACUAUACUAUACCACCUUAACCUAGGUACAGCUACACUAUACCACCUUAACCUAGGUACAUCUACACUAUACCAUACCACCUUAACCUAGGUACAUCUACACUAUACCACCUUAACCUAGGUACAUCUACACUAUACCACCUUAAGCUAGGUACAGCUACACUAUACUAUACCACCUUAACCUAGGUACAGCUACACUAUACCACCUUAACCUAGGUACAGCUACACUAUACUAUACCACCUUAACCUAGGUACAUCUACACUAUACUAUACCACCUUAACCUAGGUACAUCUACACUAUACCACCUUAACCUAGGUACAUCUACACUAUACCACCUUAACCUAGGUACAUCUACACUAUACCACCUUAACCUAGGUACAGCUACACUAUACUAUACCACCUUAACCUAGGUACAUCUACACUAUACUAUACCACCUUAACCUAGGUACAUCUACACUACACUAUACCACCUUAACCUAGGUACAUCUACACUAUACUAUACCACCUUAACCUAGGUACAGCUACACUAUACCACCUUAACCUAGGUACAGCUACACUAUACUAUACCACCUUAACCUAGGUACA